UGUUGAUGAUAGUUCAUGCUAUUGUAUGUUUUGCAGAUACACUAUGAAACAACGGGUCCAGAGAUCUGGGAAGACACAAGUGGCAAGGUGGAUAUACUUGUUGCUGGGAUAGGGACUGGUGGAACCAUUUCAGGGGUUGGUCAAUACCUCAAAAAGCUCAAUCCUAAUAUUAAGAUUAUUGGUGUGGAACCUACAGAAAGUAACAUACUGUCUGGUGGAAAGCCUGGUUUUAUACCAAAGAAUUUAGACCAAGAUGUGAUGGAUGAAGUCAUAGAGAUAUCAAGUGAUGAAGCUGUUGAAACUGCAAAGCAAUUAGCUCUUCAAGAAGGCCUGCUGGUUAGUUGUUCACUCUAGUUUUGUGCUAGGUGAACAUAUGACUGAACAUUUAUUACCUCCUGCAUUUCCUAUUAAAUUGGGAAAAUUUUAUAACUGUGGUCCCAACCUUUGACAAAUUAAGCACUUGAUCUCCAGUAAAAAUUUCUAACAUUAGAUCCUCCAAUCAUUCAUCUAUGUUGCAUGUGCGUCUCUAU
Molecule: messenger RNA, 530 nt
Organism: Olea europaea var. sylvestris
Lineage: Eukaryota; Viridiplantae; Streptophyta; Magnoliopsida; Lamiales; Oleaceae
Product: cysteine synthase, chloroplastic/chromoplastic-like
Exons: 4
Coding region: 16-354 (112 amino acids)
Biological process (GO): double fertilization forming a zygote and endosperm; pollen tube growth
Cellular component (GO): cytoplasm
Molecular function (GO): cysteine synthase activity
Source: RefSeq, a predicted model, not a curated record